Aspergillus heteromorphus CBS 117.55 is the source of this 1694-nucleotide messenger RNA. RefSeq names its product carnitine:acyl carnitine antiporter. Gene Ontology annotation, cellular component: mitochondrial envelope. Gene Ontology annotation, molecular function: O-acyl-L-carnitine transmembrane transporter activity. The transcript is spliced from 4 exons. NCBI's taxonomy places the organism in Eukaryota, Fungi, Ascomycota, Eurotiomycetes, Eurotiales, Aspergillaceae. Bases 498 to 1475 code for a protein of 325 amino acids. The record is from RefSeq and is a predicted model, not a curated record. Gene Ontology annotation, biological process: carnitine transmembrane transport; mitochondrial transport.
CAACCUUCUUCUGGAUUCCAAUGGUGGUGUUAAUUGCAGUAGUCAAGUCGGAACAGCAGCAUGUUAACCAGCUUCUGUGGUUUGCUUGCCACCCAGCCAGUGGCCCACAUAUUGUGUACACUGGACAGUGUUCUGGUCGCCUGGAUGGAGCACUGUCCAAGAAGAGUAGUACUUCCCCAUUGCCGGGGACGCCUGGACCGGGAGGCAGUUGAUCCGCCCGAGCCGAGGUCCAAGGCCCGCCCGGGGAUCUGCAGAUCCCUUGCUGCUGCAGACCGUCGCAGCUCUUCUUCUCCCGCUUCUUCUCUCUUCUUCUUUCCCUUCAUCUUAAAGGUAUGAGCUUUAUCCUUUUUACCUCCCAAUAUCUCCGGCUUUCUGCUUUCACCUAGUUAGAUCGUUUACCUCCUCCUCCUCCCUCUUCCUCUUACCGUAUCUCUCGGGGGAUCCCCUAGCCUCCCCACCUUAUCUCCCCCGCUCUUGCGCCCGUCCCCGCCAUCGUCAUGUCCGCAUCUCCCUCCGCCGCAAAGCCGAUCCCGGAGGACGUUAAAGUCCCAGAGGUCCAGGCUAUCAACCAGACCGUUGCGCAGCUUCGCUCCCUCGCUGCUGGAGCUGCCGGUGGUGUGUGUGCUGUUGUCGUUGGACACCCGUUUGACCUGGUUAAGGUGCGAAUGCAGACCGCGCAGAAGGGUGUCUACUCGGGCGCAAUAGAUGUUGUGAAGCGGACAGUCGCCCGCGAGGGUCUCGUGCGUGGACUUUAUGCUGGUGUUUCCGCUCCCCUGGUGGGAGUCACGCCGAUGUUUGCCGUGAGCUUUUGGGGAUACGAUGUGGGAAAAACGCUAGUGGGCAAAAUGUCCACCGUUCGCGUGGAGAAUAACAUCCCCCAAUACACUAUCGGCCAGAUCUCGGCUGCUGGGUUCUUUUCGGCCAUUCCCAUGACAUUGAUCACAGCCCCAUUUGAGCGCGUAAAGGUGCUCCUGCAGAUCCAAGGACAGAACCCACCGCCGCCGGGACAGAAGCCGAAAUACUCUGGCGGGCUGGACGUUGUGCGGCAGUUAUACCAGGAGGGAGGCAUCCGCAGUGUUUUUCGGGGCAGCGCAAUGACCCUGGCUCGUGACGGUCCCGGAUCGGCUGCUUACUUUGCCGCAUACGAAUAUAUUAAGCGCACCUUGACCCCCAAGGAUGAGAAUGGCAACGUCACUGGUGGACUGUCCAUGCCGGCUGUCCUGGCUGCCGGUGGAGCCGCCGGUAUUGCCAUGUGGAUUCCUGUUUUCCCUGUCGACACCAUCAAAUCGCGCCUGCAAAGUGCGCCUGGUCGUCCCACAAUCGGCGGCACCAUCCGUACUGUCUAUGCCAGCGGUGGCUUCAAGGCCUUUUUCCCUGGAUUCGGACCCGCCUUGGCUCGAGCGGUUCCUGCCAAUGCUGCUACUUUUGCGGGUGUUGAGCUGGCCCACCAAUUCAUGACGAAGUUCUUCGAUUAAGCACCUGCAAUGUACAGCGUUGUCUGGUGUGGGACGUAUAUCUACGGAUAUACAUUAGAUUGAGCAUUAAGUGGCCCUUGUUUUUCCUGUGAGCAUUUUCCAAGCCUGGAUAUCCUCUGUUUUGAACUUAGACUAGACGUUCUGGUUGUCUGCACUGGUGCUAGCAAUACACAUCAUAUAAAGCAUUCUCUUCACCAGAAAUACUAUUGACAGUUAUUU